Molecule: messenger RNA, 640 nt
Organism: Lytechinus pictus (painted urchin)
Lineage: Eukaryota; Metazoa; Echinodermata; Echinoidea; Temnopleuroida; Toxopneustidae
Product: fibrinogen C domain-containing protein 1-like
Exons: 3
Coding region: 41-583 (180 amino acids)
Source: RefSeq, a predicted model, not a curated record
UCCAGAUGAGGACUUCGAUCCGUUUUAUGUCUUUUGUGAUAUGGAUACUGACGGAGGAGGCUGGACUGUGUUUCAACGGAGGGAGGAUGGCAGCACCAAUUUCUUUCGGACAUGGAUCGAGUACCACUACGGCUUUGGCCAGCUGUCUGGAGAACACUGGUUGGGCAACAGCAAGCUUCAUCGUCUGACAUCGCAGAGAUCGUACGAACUACGGGUCGAUCUCGAGGAUUUUGAAGGGGAGAAGUCGUAUGCUUCGUACGAUCAUUUUGCGGUAGAGGACGAACGCGAUGGAUACAGACUGAGCCUCAGGGGGUUCAAUGGAACAGCAGGUGACUCGCUUUUAUACCACCAUGGUCAACCCUUUUCGACACGUGACAGAGACGACGACGCAUCAAAGGGCAACUGUGCCAAGCUCUACUCAGGGGCGUGGUGGUUUCAAAGGUGCCACUUCUCCAACCUCAAUGGCAAGUAUUACGAAGGCGGGAAGUUAUCCUCCAAGGGCACUGCUUGGUACCACUGGAAGAACACUUACUACUCCGUCAAGCGGUCCGAGAUGAAGAUACGACCUACAGCAGACAACUGAAGCAUGCUGGCGGCUCAGUGGAAGACCGCCACCACAUGAACGGGAGGUGAUAUAUCA